AUGCAGACGGUAAUCGAUGUGAGGUGCCAGUCUUGCGACUUCUUCUGCAAGGCAGCAGGGGGGACGUGCGUUAAUUUCCGCUCGUGUCCCUUACGGAAUAGGGAGAAGGAGAGCCUCGAGACAGCGUCGUUGACGGACAUCAUCUUUCUUCUCUACUACUCUUACGUGGACAUCAGCGAUGUGGGCAGGCGAUCAGAUGGCACAAGGAUCUUUGCAUCUGUUGCGAUCAGACACUUGAAUCUGAGAGGGAGGGUGCGGAUAUCGCACGAGGGAGUGAACGUGGUGCUCGAGGGGUUGAGAGGAGAUAUCGACUCGUAUAUUGCUGUCAUCCGAGGAGAUGGGAGAUGGGGAACAAACGUGGACUUCAAGUUGAGUGGUCUCAACGGCGACAGGGGAGUAGAGGAGCAGCGGUUCAAGAGCCUGAGCGUCAAGGAGACGUCAGAGGUUGUCUCUAUCGGGCUACGGCAAGAUCUGUACCCUCAUUUCCUCGGAGCAACGCACCUCACGCCACAGGAGUGGCAUGAGAAGCUGCAGAAAUCACGGGAGCAGGGGCAGGACGUUGUGCUGCUGGAUACGAGGAACGUGUAUGAGAGCAGGAUCGGAAAGUUUGAGUGCGAGGGAGUGGAGACGAUCGUGCCAAACAUCAGGCAGUUCACUGACUUUCCCAAGUUCGUCGAUGACAACAUCGACCUCCUCCGGGGAAAGACUGUGAUGAUGUACUGCACGGGAGGAGUACGAUGUGAAAGAGCCUCAGCGUAUGUCAAGGAGAAGCUGCAGACGGAAGAGGGAGAGGGGGAGAAGGAGCAGGGGCAGGGGAAGAACUUCGUUUUCGAUCCUCGAAGAUACGAGCCGAUGCAUGACGGGAAUGUCCUGGGGAGGUGUCACGUCUGCGGAUCCCCUCACGACGCCUACGACAACGGGCCCGAAUGCAGAUGCAAGACGUGCCGGCUGCUGCUGCUGGUGUGCGACGAGUGCAGAGGUAAGGAGACAUGA
This is a messenger RNA of Guillardia theta CCMP2712, 993 nucleotides long. RefSeq lists its product as hypothetical. The transcript has 14 exons. The record is from RefSeq and is a predicted model, not a curated record. The coding region runs from base 1 to 993 and encodes 330 amino acids. NCBI's taxonomy places the organism in Eukaryota, Cryptophyceae, Pyrenomonadales, Geminigeraceae.